UCUUAUAGUAGAAAAUAUAUUUUCAAAAAAUUCUACGAAAGUUCAAUUCCAUAAAACCAAAAUUUCAGGAGUUAAGCAAAUUAAUUUAUGACUUCAUUACUAUAAACCACUCACAAAAGUCUAAAACCUGCUAUUACCUGAUUAGUUAUCUGAAAAAUUCAAGGUGUCUAAGUAAUCUGUGAACCCCAUUUUCUAACUUCGAAGAACUUCAUUAUUAUGUUUUUGUUACUCCGACUGGCAUCGAUUGAGCGCUGACCUUACAGUACAACAGUUACUAUUUUUAGUAAACAAAUUAAAAUGAAACACUAAACAUGCACAGAAAAAAAUAGGGGCAUUAUAUCAAGUUAAAAUAAACAUAAAAUCUUUAAAAACAAUCACUGCCCUGCAAAGACCACCAGAUAAUAUCAAUAAGAUCAAAAUUAUAUCCUUUUCUUAUAUCUCUUUAAAAUCUUUUCUAGUUUUUUUUAUUCAUUUUUUCUUAUAUUUUUACAUUUUUGGGAAACCAAAUCUAUUUAUUUAUGUACUCUAAUCUGAACUAUCCUAAUGUUAGCGAUUAAAGUGUACAAAGUCACUGGAACGAGGGGCAAUCGAUAAGGUGCUGCAAAUGACAACUCCCCCUCACCACUGCUAUUAGGGUUUGAAAUGUUUUCAUAUACAAAAAAAAAAAAAAGAAACUGUCGAUUAGUCAGAAAUGAGAUAACGAGCCGCGAUAUAGCGUCGGUGUCAUUAAGUGGCCACCGAUUUCAGUGCCUGUCCCGCCGCAAACAUGAACACCACAUGGGUGGGCACCACUGCUCCGACUACGGACACGGAACCGUCGCCGCCUGCGGACUGCGGCGUGGUGGUGACCCAGAUACCUGUUUACACCCUGAACGGAGUGGGGGCGGGCGCCGCACUACCCUUGACAGUUGGCUGGCAGAAAAUGCGGGUACGGUGCCCGUCCUGCAAGGGAGAGGUGGUCACCAGUCUGCUGACCUCGGCCACCCGGAAGACCCAUCUGUGCGCCCUGACCUUGUAUAUUUGCUGCUGCUGGCCUUUUGUAUGUUUACCGUACUUCUUCAAUUACUGCAAGAAUGUUGAACACUAUUGUCCCAAUUGUGGGUGCCAUAUAGGAUCAUACACCAUUUGAAGGAGUUAAAGAAGCAAUUACCAAGGAAGCUCGAAAACAGGAAUAAAGGAUUUUAUAAAAUAAAUAGUGUAUUUAAAUAAAAUAUUAACUUAUUGUUAAACUUACCCA
Molecule: messenger RNA, 1237 nt
Organism: Drosophila kikkawai
Lineage: Eukaryota; Metazoa; Arthropoda; Insecta; Diptera; Drosophilidae
Product: lipopolysaccharide-induced tumor necrosis factor-alpha factor homolog
Molecular function (GO): zinc ion binding
Source: RefSeq, a predicted model, not a curated record